Glycine soja is the source of this 1962-nucleotide messenger RNA. RefSeq names its product glucan endo-1,3-beta-glucosidase 3-like. The coding region runs from base 235 to 1719 and encodes 494 amino acids. The transcript is spliced from 4 exons. Gene Ontology annotation, molecular function: hydrolase activity, hydrolyzing O-glycosyl compounds. NCBI's taxonomy places the organism in Eukaryota, Viridiplantae, Streptophyta, Magnoliopsida, Fabales, Fabaceae. Gene Ontology annotation, cellular component: plasma membrane. Gene Ontology annotation, biological process: carbohydrate metabolic process. The record is from RefSeq and is a predicted model, not a curated record.
UCUCUCUUCCUCUGUUGUUUCUCUCUCCUCCACCUCACACACUUCCACUCUCUCAAAAGGAGCAAACUUUCAUUUCAUUUGCUUUUCCCUCGCACUCACUCGGAAAUUUCCGAUUUUUCUACCUUCUUUCAUUUAAUUUCCCUUCCUUGCAGUUUUCUGUUGUAGAUUUUCUUUGAAAUUUACAGUGUUUGCAGUGCUCCUUUUACGUUACUGCUGGACACAUUCAUUACUUUCAUGGCUGUGCUGCUGCUUUUCUUCAUGUUGCCACUUUCUAUUUCUGCAUCCGGGGAUGCUUUUAUUGGUGUCAACAUUGGUUCAGAUAUAUCUGACAUGCCCGGUCCAACAGAGAUUGUUGCUCUUCUGAAGGCUCAAAGUAUCCAACAUGUCAGACUCUAUGAUGCUGACCAAGCCUUACUUCUUGCACUUGCCAACACAGGAAUUCGUGUAACUGUUUCUGUUCCCAAUGACCAGCUACUUGGCAUUGGUCAGUCCAAUGCCACUGCAGCAAACUGGGUUACUCGAAAUGUCAUAGCUCAUGUCCCUGCUACCAACAUCACUGCCAUAUGUGUUGGAUCUGAGGUCCUAACUACCCUCCCAAAUGCAGCCCCUAUUCUAGUCUCUGCCAUAAAUUUCAUUCACUCUGCUCUUGUUGCUGCUAAUCUAGACCGGCAAAUUAAAGUCUCUAGCCCGCACUCUUCUUCUAUCAUCCUUGACUCUUUCCCACCUUCCCAAGCAUUUUUCAACCGUACAUGGAAUCCAGUCAUGGUUCCCAUGUUUAAAUUUUUGCAAUCAACAGGUUCAUGUCUUAUGCUCAAUGUGUAUCCAUAUUAUGAUUACCAGCAGUCCAAUGGUGUAAUCCCACUGGAUUAUGCUUUAUUCCGCCCCCUACCUCCAAAUAAGGAAGCUGUUGAUUCCAACACUCUGCUGCAUUAUACUAAUGUUUUUGAUGCAGUUGUGGAUGCUGCUUAUUUUGCAAUGUCAGAUUUGAACUUUACCAAUAUUCCUAUUAUGGUGACUGAGUCAGGAUGGCCCUCCAAAGGUGACUCAUCUGAACCUGAUGCAACUGUUGAUAAUGCUAACACUUACAACAGUAACUUGAUCAGACAUGUCCUUAACAAUACGGGGACUCCUAAACAUCCUGGAAUUGCAGUUAGUACAUUUAUUUAUGAGCUUUAUAAUGAAGACUUAAGAUCAGGUCCAGUCUCAGAAAAGAACUGGGGGCUAUUUUAUGCUAAUGGAGAACCAGUGUAUACCUUACACUUGACUGGUGCUGGUAUUUUAUUUGCAAAUGAUACAACAAACCAAACCUUUUGUGUCACAAAGAGUAAUGCUGACCCUAAGAUGUUACAGGCAGCACUUGAUUGGGCUUGUGGACCAGGGAAGGUGGAUUGCUCCCCUUUGCUGCAAGGUCAACCAUGUUAUGAACCUGAUAAUGUAGUUGCACAUUCUACAUAUGCUUUCAAUGCAUAUUAUCAGAAGAUGGAUAAAUCACCUGGGAGUUGCGAUUUCAAAGGAGUUGCCACUGUCACUACCACAGACCCAAGUCAUGGUUCUUGUAUAUUUCCUGGAAGUCAUGGUAGAAAGGGAACCAGAACAAAUGGCACAUCACUGGCCCCAUCUAAUUCCACAAGUUCGGGCUGCUUGUCACAAUACCACUACAAUGGUGGAUUUUUCACAAGCUCGUUGAUUCUAGUUCUACUUUUGUGUGCAGUUGUGUAAAACUAGGCUUAUCUUCUGUUCAUCUUUGGAAUAUAAUUAAUGGUGGCAUUCUCUUCCGUCUUCUGGAAGAUUGCGUCACAGCAUAUCUUAUUUAGUGUUCCUCCUAGAAAUUAUUUGAGUUGUCCAAUUGAUCAAAAUGUAUAACGGCAAUUGUAUCAUGAGUUGUCCAUUGAAUUUUGUACAAACAGACCAGAGUAAUUAUUUGACAUCAUUGCUGUAAACAUAGUUUUCCCCCCUUAUAAA